CACGUGCCUAUCGCGCGCUUUUGACUUUCCGGAACACGUGACGAUCGAAGUUAAAAGUUUAUUUAUUUCUUUAUUAAAAAAAUAUUUACGUGGUUUAUUGUUUUUAGUGAGCAUUCAAAUGUGAUUGUGAAGUUCAACUCGGGAAUGUGUGUUUGGUGAUUUUUUUUAUCUCUUAUUUUGGGAAAGCAUUAAGAUUGUACUAAAAAAGAAAGAUAAUUUUCUUUUGCGCUUGUAAUCAACCGGUACCUCCGAAUCUGGAAUUAGCAGGUUCUUUAAAAUCUCACAAGACAUCAUGAGUAGACUUCUGUAGACUAUUCAGGCUAUAUAUAGCUAUAGUCAGCCUAUGGUUCGUUCUGAUGGAGAUUUCGACUGACGAAUGAAGGAAGCGAACGGGAGCAUGGUUGGACCGUAGGAUGCGUCUCGUGUCGACGCUACUAUACGCAACGCUGCUUCUGUGCACUCGGGUUUGCGCCUUCAUACCCGGUAUUGACGGUCCCCUCUCACACCAAGAAGCACUUGAAGGUGGAAACACAACAUUCCUCUGCGACACAACCCCUGACUCCUCGGGAGAUGAGUUCAUGAUAUUAGUCUGGUACAAAAACAACAUUCCCAUCUACAGCUUCGAGAUCCCCGAUCGGGAAUGGGCGGACUCCACGUUCAACGCGACAGGUCGGAUGUCGGCGGACGUCCGCAGCCAGCCGACUGCCGUCACGGUGUCUGCACUCACAGAAGAUGACCAGGCCGUCUAUCACUGCAGAGUCGACUUCCGAUUGUCUCCAACGCGCAACAUCGGCGUCAACUUGACCGUUGUUGUGCUGCCAAGUCCUCCGUUCUUCAUGGACGAGCUUGACAAUAAAGUGGAGCGCACAGUCGGCACUUACCACGAAGGCGACACUCUGGUACUGAAGUGUCUGGUAAUUGGAGGUCGCCCUCCACCCCGCUUGAGCUGGUAUUCUGGCAGCAACUUGGUAGACGCAUCUGAUGCAGACAGUGACAUUCCCUCGGUGAGGGAAAAUGAGCUUUACCUGCCUUUGACACGGGCCAACGCGGGUUCGAUAUCCUGCAGAGCUAGUAACACAAAUUUAGCGCCACCUGUUGAGUCUAAACUGGAUAUUGAACUAUAUUUGCCGGCGUACAACGUGUCCAUCCACUGGGUGUGGGGCACGGCGGACGGCGUGCUGCGUGCGGGGCACCCCGUGUUGGCCCAGUGCACCGCGCCCGGCUCCUACCCGCAGCCCGACCUGUCCUGGUGGCUGGACCAGAAGCACUUGACGCGACAUAGCAAUCAGAGUUGGGUGAGCUCAUCCAGCACGGCGAUAUCGUAUCUCGAGCUACAUCCGUCGGUGGGCGACGACGGCGCUACGUUAGCGUGCGUGGCCACCAACCACGUGAUGGCUCCCAGUCGAAACUCCAAGGCGGAUGUCAUCACCCUUAACGUCACAUAUAGUCCAUUACUAGAAGUAGUUAGAGUGGGUGACGGAAAACUAAAUGAGGUGGUCGAAUUGGAUCCUCUGCACUUGGAAUGCGAGGUCAAAGCAAAUCCGCCGGCUUACAAAUUUAUAUGGUAUUUUAAUGAUAGUGAAAUAAAAUCGAAUAGCGUGUGGGGGGAGAAUGUUACCAGCCAAGUAUUGUACGUUGAGGAAGCGACCAGGGAACACGCCGGCCGAUAUUCGUGUGUCGCCGUGAACUCUAUCGGCGAAACUAGAGCCGAAAGCUUCACUGUGACCGUGCUUUACCCACCGGAAUGCUCCCACCACGGGAUAAGAUUAGUUAAAGAAGCUUUAAGCUGCAACGUCAAGGCCUUACCGGCGCCAGACACGUACCUGUGGCAUAUAGAGCCUUCGGAUUCGCUGGAGCAGCGCCUCACGACCGGCUCUCGUCUUCUACCUCUCGACCAGAUCACGGGCUCCCUUGAUAGAAGUUUGAAGGCUAGUUGCGAAGCGAGCAACGGUAUAGCCUCGCAGGAACGUGCCUGUGAGAGGACCUUCUCCUUCGAGCAGCUGAGGCCGCGACAGCCUCAGCAGUGCGAUCUCGCGUUUGAACACGGCGAGUUCCACAUUAGAUGUGUCCCAGUCGAAAACGCAACGUACUACGAAGUGUCCGUAUGGAAACUAUCGACGAGUAACAGCUCUUUAGUCCUCGAGAAACGUGCCUCAAUGGGCUUCGGGUCCAGUCAGGCUCUGUCUUCUACGGGAAGCACGUGGCUCGUCAGAGCUGGGCUAGGGAAGCUCGGUGCUGGCGACGAAGCGGGCGCCUUGGCCUGCAAUAGAUACGGAUGCUCAAAGGCUUUGCUGUUGAGGCCUAGUGAAACCCUGCUCAAAGCUGCCUCGCCCCCUUGGUGGAAUGUGCUAUUAUCGAAGGAAGUGUGCAUCCCACUGGUGGCUGCGGUUCUCCUUGUGUUGUUUGCUGCGUCCUCGGCGGCAGCGCUGCGGGCGGCGCGGCGGGCGCGUACCAAGCCGCCCGUCAUACAGGUGCUACAACUUGAUGACGUCACCAGGAACUUUCUAGACAAUCUACCUGAGCACAAACUGCAAGCGUCGUGCAGUCUGCGGUCAUGCAGCAGCGGGUACUCGGAGGGCUCGCAGCGCUGGGGACCGCCGCCGCCCGACGUCACCCUCACGCUGCACAGAGAGAGCGCCGUGUGAACAGUGCGCUUAGUGCGAGUUUUUAACGUUCUCGAUAGCGUAAACGUUAACUCAAAUUUGUAUGGAGUU
Messenger RNA from Bombyx mandarina (wild silkworm), 2714 nucleotides. Its product is annotated as hemicentin-1-like. The record is from RefSeq and is a predicted model, not a curated record. NCBI's taxonomy places the organism in Eukaryota, Metazoa, Arthropoda, Insecta, Lepidoptera, Bombycidae.